Didymodactylos carnosus is the source of this 559-nucleotide messenger RNA. NCBI's taxonomy places the organism in Eukaryota, Metazoa, Rotifera, Eurotatoria, Philodinida, Philodinidae. The record is from the annotation of a GenBank genome assembly.
AUGAUCAAAUUAUGUAAUCAAACUGAUCCGAAUAUGACUGAUACUUCCAAAUUAAAUUAUUUACAAAUGGGUUUAAAGCAGUCAUUGCAAAAAGACGUUUUUCGUCGUCAUCCAUCAACGGCAUCCCAAUUCUUUCAAGUAGCACAAGAAGAAGAAUCAUUACAAACUAUUGUUCGUACCCAGGCAGCAUUAGCUGCUUCGGUUUUCAUCGAUUCCCUCCAGUCCAAAGCUGAGCCAGAAACGUCUGUAUCAUCUGUUCAAUGUUCACCUCAAAAACUAAGUGCUCGUCCAGUACCAUAUCAUCAGAAUUCGUCUGCUACAAAAAGUUACAAUCCUCCUACUAAUACAACACAUACCCCAAAGAAAGCAUCUCCACGCUGUUUUGGAUGUGGUAAAGUCGGACAUUUCAUCCGCACUUGUAUUCAACAUCCUCCAAAAAGAGCCUGUUAUCGCACAAAUCCUUCGUUGAUAUACAUCGGUGUGUUUGUCAAUGGGAAAAGAAUCCGAGCCCUUGUCGAUACUGGUGCUACACAUUCAUUUAUAACUCAAGGAACCCUCG